Messenger RNA from Trichobilharzia regenti, 1318 nucleotides. NCBI's taxonomy places the organism in Eukaryota, Metazoa, Platyhelminthes, Trematoda, Strigeidida, Schistosomatidae. The record is from the annotation of a GenBank genome assembly.
AAUGACAGUUACCAAGAUUAUUUAUUGAUUAAACUGUAUUUCUACAACCACCCCCCCCAACUUUUCUUUUUAAAAAAUCAGUGAUAUUCUAUUCCCUUUACAUCAAAAUAUGUGGAUCCAAAGUUGGCAUGAGAACGCUUAUCACUGCAACAAUCAGCCGUCUGUUGAACGCUUGUAUUAUACACAACCCUAUGAAUACAACAGCUCAAUUUAUCCAAAUGCAAUACAACAAAAUGAUCUUGAAAUGAAUACAAUUUAUCCCCAGACUAUUAAUAGUGAUAAUAAGAAUAACAGUCCUAUAGAUACUAAAGUUCCAGUACCAUUUUUACAUAUUCCUGACACAUCUGACACUAUUAGUAAUAUCAACAGUGAUACAAAUUCAAUGAAUCCAUCAAAUUUUAUAUUAUCAUCCACUAUCUUACCAAAUCAUUGUACUACCUCAAAUUCAUCAACUAAAUCUAUCAUUUCAAAUAAAACCAUGUCAGCUGCACACUUUCAUGAUAUCCCUACUGGUAAUAAUGGUAAUAACAGUAAUCAGAAUGAGGUAGUAAAAAGUGAAGGAAGCACUCAUGAUUCGUUUUUGAAUAGUCGUCAAUCUACGCAAUGGGAUAUACUAAUGAAUAAUGGUAUAACUACUUCUACUACUGCUAUUCCUAUUCCUACUGCUGCCGCCAGGACAUUGACAAUGACCACUACUACAGCGACCACCACCGCUGACGAUGUCACUACUAGUAGUUAUAAUGAUAAUGAUAAUAGUAGUAACGAAUAUAAAUGUAAUAUGGAUAAUAAACAUUUCUAUCAACGCUACAUUGAUGAUGAUAAUAAUAAAUCGAUUAAUAUGAAUAAUCAUUACUUUAAUCAAUGCGAUGUAUUUACAGAGAAAAACAAUUCAAGAGCUUCAAGUGAAACAGUAAUCAGUAAUAAUAUGGUCACUAUAACAUACUCAGAAUUGUUACCAACCAUAGAAUCAAAUACUGAAGCUUAUCAUAACUUCAAUCCAUUUUUAACUCCAUCAACUGAUGAAACAUCAUCUACGUCAAACAUGAACUCACCAUCCAUACUAGUCAAUCCACUGGAAUUGAGGUAUUUCAAAACUGGUCAAUUAUUAUCUGAUCAUAAUGAUAAUAAAAAUUUGAAUUUAAAACAUCAUUAUGGCUACUUACGAAGAAGUCAGUUAAAAGAAAUAAAUCAGCCUUCUAUCUUGACAAAUGACUACAACAAUAUGAAUUCAUUACAACUUGUUAAACGUGUUCUAGCUGAUUAUAAACGACGUGCUAUACUCGCCGAUUAUAAACGUUCCGCCUAUAUGAAUAAAUAA